This is a messenger RNA of Fragaria vesca subsp. vesca, 1923 nucleotides long. Its product is annotated as protein FAR1-RELATED SEQUENCE 5-like. Gene Ontology annotation, biological process: regulation of DNA-templated transcription. Lineage: Eukaryota; Viridiplantae; Streptophyta; Magnoliopsida; Rosales; Rosaceae. The coding region runs from base 1 to 1923 and encodes 640 amino acids. Gene Ontology annotation, molecular function: zinc ion binding. The record is from RefSeq and is a predicted model, not a curated record. The transcript has 2 exons.
AUGGCUGACAAUGAUGAUGAUAAAGUAAUUCAAAUAGAAGAUGAUGAUGAAGAUAGCAGGAUAUCUGAUUUGGAUGGACAUCCUAUGGUUGUGAACCGUCAAGAUAACACUGAAGAAAACUUGUAUGGAGUAAUUGUGAAUAGUGAGGAGGAAGCAUACGAUCUCUAUUUCGAGUAUGGUGUUAGAAUAGGGUUCAGUAUUUGGAUUGACCAGAAGAGGAAAAUCAACAAUGUUGUGAGGCAAGUGAAUUAUUGUUGUUCAAAAGAAGGUUUUAAGCUAGACAGUGAUCCUUCAGAAGAGAACCAGACUUACAGGCUUGACACCAGAACCGGUUGCCCAACAAAAAUUCGAUUUGGAUUGCAAGAUAAUAAUUUAUGGAAAGUGACUUUCUUUGUUUCUGAACACAACCAUAGGCUUGCAACACCAGAAGAGAGACAAUUUUUGCGCUGUAAUCGAAAAGUUGCAGAAGCUCAUAAAGGGGUGAUUAGAUCAAUGAAAAGCGCAGGCAUGAGUACUGUUAAUACAUAUUCAUAUUUAUCAGAAGAAGUUGGGGGACCUCAAAACGUUGGAUUUACAAAGAUCGACUGCUAUAAUUUUGUAAGCAGGGAGAGAAUGAUCAUGCUUAAAGCAGGGGAUGCUCAAAGCUUGAUAAAUUUAUUCAAGGAAAAGCAAAUUGAAGAUCCAAUGUUUUUCUACACCGUGCAAGUGGAUCAAGAAAAUCGGAUGACAAACUUUUUCUGGAGAGAUGGAAAGUCGAAAACCGACUUUGAAUGCUUUGGCGACGUAGUAGUAUUUGAUACUACUUACAGAACCAAUAAAUAUAACAUGAUUUGUGCUCCUUUCGUUGGCGUUAACCACCAUUGGAAGAAUGUGUUGUUUGGGUGUGCGUUUUUGCUAGAUGAAACGACUGAUUCAUUUAUCUGGUUAUUUGAGACAUUCUUGCAAGCGAUGGAAGGUAAAAAGCCGAAGACUAUAUUCACUGAUCGAUGUCAAGCAAUGGCAAAUGCCAUCGAGAAGGUUUUUCCAGAUUCACGUCAUCGGUUAUGCUUGUGGCACAUAUCAAAGAAUGCGGUACAGAACUUAAAUUGCAUUCAUAAUCCUGAAUUUAGUGAGCUUUUCAAGAAGUUUCUUUUCGGACGUGUGACAGAAUAUGAAUUUGAGUCUACUUGGACUGAAAUAACAGAGAAGUUUGACCUUACAGAGAAAGAGAGCACAUGGCUCCAGACACUCUAUGAUAUUCGUGAAAAAUGGUGUGCGCUAUUUAGCAAGGAUACAUUUUCUGCCGAUAUACUAUCUACACAGAGAAGUGAGAGCACAGACAAUGUGUUUACGAACAUGUCUACUAAGACAAUGAGUCUUACUGAAUUUGUGGAUCAAUAUGACAAACAGGCAGAACAAAUGCGUUCAAGUGAAUUGGAAGAGACUUUUCGAUGCAAUAAUGGAAUACCUUCGAGGGCUGCAAAAAGUAGUGGAAUUAAGAAGCAAGCUGGUAUGGUCUACACCCGAAAAAUUUACAAUUUAUUUGAGUUUGAAUUUAUUGCUAGCUUAGCAGUGAAGAUGGAGGAAGUUGGAAAUGAUGGAACACUGCAAAAAUUUGAACUUAAUGAGGAGGGCCAUAAAAGAGUGUACAUUGUCCAAUUCAAUUCUUCGAAUAUGACCAUAUGUUGUAUUUGUCAGAUGUAUGAAUCUAAGGGUUGGUUAUGUCGUCAUGCUUUGAGGGUGCUAAAUGUGAAAAAUGUUACUCAAAUUCCAGCACAGUAUAUUCUGAAGAGAUGCACAAAAGAUGCAAAGAAAGGAGUAGAGGAAAACAAUGUAGAACUACAGGUCAAGGAGAAAUCCACUGUGACAUUGCGCAGGAAUUCUUUGAUGCGAAAAGCUUAUGGUAUAAUUAGUAAGGGAGUGCAAAAGCUGAUAGAAGCAUAA